This is a messenger RNA of Sorex fumeus (smoky shrew), 2422 nucleotides long. RefSeq names its product phosphatidylinositol glycan anchor biosynthesis class V (gene PIGV). Gene Ontology annotation, molecular function: GPI mannosyltransferase activity; alpha-1,6-mannosyltransferase activity. Lineage: Eukaryota; Metazoa; Chordata; Mammalia; Eulipotyphla; Soricidae. The transcript has 4 exons. The record is from RefSeq and is a predicted model, not a curated record. Gene Ontology annotation, biological process: GPI anchor biosynthetic process. Gene Ontology annotation, cellular component: endoplasmic reticulum membrane; mannosyltransferase complex. The coding region runs from base 540 to 2024 and encodes 494 amino acids.
UCCCCUCUGACCUCACCCCGAGUGCUGGGCGCACCGCGAGGUUCCAGGCGCCAAACUGAGUUACAUUCUAAGUAUAACCUUGAGUGUGCCACUUGACCCUAGUGAGCCUCAGUUUCCACACCCAUAAAAUGGCGAUGGUAAUUACAGUGGCCUCGCAGGGUCUAAUGAGACCUCUGAAGUUCAAACCAGGGAGAUUUUUAUUACUCAUCUCACUGGGAGCGUAUUUAUCUCACGGGAAAAAUAGAGUAAAACUCAUUGCACUGUAAGCUCUGCCGGUUCAGAGAGUCUGUGAUUUCGAUUUCGCAAAUGGGGUGGCUGGGAAGGGAGGUUGGCAAUUAGCUGAGGGGAAAAACUCACUGCCUUUAUAUUUUUACUUGAUUUCAUUGUCAGGUAGGUGUAGGCUGCAAGUUCCCUGUGGUCUCUAAGGCUAGAGUUUGACUCUGGAGACAGGAGAGGAAGAAUGGAGACCUGGCGAAGAGGUCGAGAAGCCUGAGUGAGUUCAACCUUUGUAAUGGUGUCUCUGAACUCCUGGUGAGAGGAUGAUGUGGUCCCUGAAACCAUCCCAGAAAGAAGUGCUGAGGUUUGCGAUCAGCUGCCGUAUCCUGACUCUGGUAUUACAGGCUCUCUUCAAUGCCAUCAUCCCAGAUCAUCAUGCAGAAGCCUUCUCUCCUCCUCGCCUCACCACCUCAGGCCCUCUGGACCAAAUUGUGGAAUUUCUGCUGGGUGGCCUCUCUCACUGGGAUGCUGAACACUUUUUGUUCAUUGCCGAACAUGGCUACCUGUAUGAGCACAACUUUGCCUUCUUCCCUGGUUUCCCUCUGGUCCUCUUGGUGGGGACUGAACUGUUGCGACCCCUGUGGGGGUUACUGAACCUACGGAGUUGCCUGUUGAUCUCAGUAGCAUUGCUCAAUUCCUUGUUCUCAGUUCUGGCCACAGUCGCACUUCAUGACCUGGGUUGUUUGGUUUUACACUGUCCUCGGCAGGCUUUUCAUGGAGCAUUGCUCUUCUGCCUCAGUCCUGCCAAUGUCUUUCUGACUGCUGGUUACUCAGAAGCUUUGUUUGCCCUCCUGACAUUCAGUGCCAUGGGGCAGCUGGAGAGGGGUAGAAGCUGGACCAGUGGGCUCCUCUUUGCUCUUGCUGCUGGUGUUCGCUCCAAUGGACUGGUUAACAUUGGUUUUCUCAUGCAUUCUCAGUGCCGAAGCUUUUUCUCUUCUCUCAUGGUGCUAAAUCCUGUGAGAGAGCUCUUAAAGCUGAUGGGCUCUGUCUUCCUUUCAUUGCUCACACUUGGACUUCCUUUUGUCCUCUUUCAGUAUUAUGCCUUUACCCAGUUCUGUCUGCCAGGCUCAGCCCGCCCUAUUCCUCAGCCCUUACUACAGUUAGCUCUGGACAAGGGCUACAGAAUCACCAAUGGAGAAGAGCCGCCUUGGUGCUCCUGGGACCUUCCUCUAAUAUACAGCUACAUUCAGGAUAUCUACUGGAAUGUUGGUUUUCUAAAAUACUAUGAGCUCAAGCAGGUACCCAACUUUUUACUGGCUACCCCAGUAGCUGUGCUAGUUGCCUGGGCUACUUGGACCUUUGUAACUGCCCAUCCUUGGCUUUGCCUUACACUUGGGAUGAGAAGGAGCAAGAUCACUAAGACUCUAGAGAAGUCUCAUCCUGGAUUCCUCAGUCCUGGAGUGUUUGUGUACAUCGUCCAUGCAGCAGCUCUGCUGCUAUUUGGCAGUUUGUGCAUGCAUGUUCAGGUUCUCACCAGGUUUUUGGGCUCCUCCACUCCUAUCGUAUACUGGUUUCCAGCUCACUUGCUCCAGGAUCAAGAACCACUGCUGAAAUCCCUAGAGACCAUGCCUUGGAAGCCUUUUGCCAGGGACUCCCCACCAGAACAAAAGGUCACCAGAAAUUCUAUCAUGGGACUUUUGUACAACUGGAAAACCUGUUCUCUAGUCACACGAUGCAUUCUAGGCUACUUCCUGGCUUACUGGUUCCUGGGACUAAUUCUGCAUUGCAACUUUUUACCUUGGACGUGACCUGGAGUUUUAGAAGACAGGUUUAAAAAAGACUUAAUCCAGGGUCCAAACAUACAAAUAUACACGGAGCCUCUGUGUACCACCCUGGGACCUCUACUCUGUCCAUUAAAACCUUCCCACCACCUUUGUAGGUUAAUUAAGAGUGGGAUAAAUAAUUGAAUUAACUCAGGGGUCAGGACACACACAUGCCUUACAUGUGUACUGUCCUGAGUUUCAUCUACAAUACUACCCCCAGGAACCACUGAGUGUAGCCUUGGUGAUCCUCAGUACAGCUGGGCCUGAACAGUCAUUGCCAGACUUCCAACAUCUCAUUGUUUGGCCUGGUUGACUGAGUAUCGUGGAGGGCAGGGUGUGUGUGCAUUAGGGCUUUUGCCCCAAGCACUGCUUGGAAAGACCCU